Striga asiatica is the source of this 1579-nucleotide messenger RNA. Lineage: Eukaryota; Viridiplantae; Streptophyta; Magnoliopsida; Lamiales; Orobanchaceae. The record is from the annotation of a GenBank genome assembly.
AUAAAGUCUUCCAGCCAGCUCACUUACAGAUCACACCUUCUCUGCAUGGAAAACACACCUCAAAGCAUUAUGAGCAUCUAUAUAUAUGUUAGGAAUAGGGACCCCAAGCCAAGAUAAGGAUCACAAGUCACAACUCAAUACCAAACUUCAAAACACAACAAAAUACAUCUUUUUUCAAAAAUCUAAGAAAAAACAUAUAUAUAAAAAAGAAAAAAUAAUGGCAGCAUUCUUUCCGAAAUUCGUUAUGGUCUCGAUUUUCGCGGUCUUGGCUCGUUUUGUCGUGCCAUCCUCUGCCAAUUUCUAUAGAGAUGUGGAUGUUUCGUGGGGGGAUGGCCGUGCCAAGAUACUCGAAGGCGGGCGUGGACUUUCUUUGUCGCUCGACCGAAACUCUGGCUCGGGUUUCCAAUCCAAAAACGAGUAUUUGUUCGGGAGGUUCGACAUGCAACUUAAACUCGUACCCGGAAACUCGGCUGGCACAGUAACCACAUUCUUCUUGUCGUCUCAAGGUGAAGGGCACGACGAGAUAGACUUUGAGUUUCUCGGGAACUCGAGUGGUGAGCCUUACACAGUGCACACGAACGUGUACUCAAAGGGAAAAGGUGACAAGGAACAACAAUUCCACCUUUGGUUCGACCCAACUGCCGCUUUCCACACAUACUCGAUCGUCUGGAAUCCUCGACGCAUCAUAUUCUUGGUGGACAAUAGUCCCAUUCGAGUUUUCAACAACCACGAGUCGAGUGGUGUGCCGUUCCCAAACACCAAGCGGAUGAGAGUGUACUGCAGUUUGUGGAAUGCAGACGAGUGGGCAACUCAAGGCGGUCGGGUGAAGACAGACUGGACAAAAGCUCCUUUUGUGGCAUAUUACAGAAAUUUCAGGAUUGAAAACGGCCAACAGUCUCAGAAUCUAGAGCUUGAUGCGAAGGGAAGAAAUAGACUCAGAUGGGUUCAACAGAGGCAUAUGGUCUAUAACUAUUGUGCUGAUUAUCAGAGGUUUCCUCAGGGAACUUCCAUCGAGUGCAAACGCUCGAGGUUCUAAGCCUCAAACGAGACAGAGUUUCAUUUUCGGGAAUUCAUCAACGUGUUCUUGUUCAAUUUGUUUUGUGUUUGUUUCAGCUUCGUUAUUCAUUUAUCAUUGUUUUAUUUGAUGUAAAUGUUGAAAAUAAAAUUUGUGAGAAUAAAUGAGGGAAGUACCGUCCCUUUUGAUUUGGAAAAUGAUCUAAUUCAUUCUAAGAUAUUAAUUGCAUUUGUUGCUGCAAAAGCUCAGUGCAUGUUGUAUGGGGCACGUGCUGAACUCGAGACUCUCAUGAAGCACCAUAAAAGUUAGCAAACUCUACAAGUAACAGCUACACUUCGAGGCUUGGAUGAAAUGGCCGGCAAACGACUAUCUUAAUGACAAAAGCAAGUAAAAUGCCAAUUACCUUAGACUUAAAAUGCCAAUUUCAUCUCUUUUUCUGUACUACUUUCCACUCUGCACGUGUUGGCUUCUCAGGUUCGUGGUGAAGUAUAUUUUUUACCCACUUGGAAUUACAGUGCACCUUGAACAUAAACAAAUUUACAUACUUGCAUAACUGACUUACUG